Molecule: messenger RNA, 3387 nt
Organism: Solea solea (common sole)
Lineage: Eukaryota; Metazoa; Chordata; Actinopteri; Pleuronectiformes; Soleidae
Gene: pou3f1
Product: POU class 3 homeobox 1
Exons: 1
Coding region: 137-1264 (375 amino acids)
Biological process (GO): brain development; regulation of transcription by RNA polymerase II
Cellular component (GO): nucleus
Molecular function (GO): RNA polymerase II cis-regulatory region sequence-specific DNA binding; DNA-binding transcription factor activity, RNA polymerase II-specific
Source: RefSeq, a predicted model, not a curated record
UCGGAGAAGAGCCAAUACAAGCGGAGGGGAGGCGUGUCCUCGCUCCUCUACCAAGACCUCCCAGAGCAGGUUGUUGCGUUUUGGCUCUAAAGCCUGAAGACCUCCGAAGUGCUCGUCAGUUUUCCAAGUAGGAGCCAUGGCGACAACAGCUCAGUAUAUUCCGAGGAAUAACUCUUUACCGUCCAACCCGCUCAUGCAUCCGGACUCGGAUAGGAUGCACCAGGGGACGACCUACAGAGAGGUGCAGAAAAUGAUGCACCACGAGUAUUUGCAAGGGCUCGCGGCCACCAACACGGGGCACCCGAUGAGCCUGACCCACCACCAGUGGCUGCCCACCUCCAACACCGACUGGUCCAGCGGCACCCACAUCGCACAGCAGGAGCACAAAGCCAGCGUGCAGACGAGCCGGGAGGACCUGAGCAGCGGCUUCCACCACAGAUCUCACCUGGUGCACCAGCAGACGCAGAGCGGUCACCAUGGUUCGUGGGCGCCCGCCACGACGCACCACUUGUCUCCGCUGUCCCCAGCAUCCAACAGCCACCAGUCGCUGGUCUACUCCCAGCCCGGGUACACAAACCUGAACGCGAUGCUGAGUCCGCAGCCCGGCACUCUGCACCAUGGCAUGCGGGACCCGCUCCAUGACGACUCGGGCAGCCACGACAACCAGAUGGAGUCUCCCCAGCAGGCGUUCAGUCACCACCAGGACCACUCGGACGAGGACGCACCCUCGUCCGACGACCUGGAGCAGUUCGCCAAACAGUUCAAGCAGCGGCGGAUCAAACUGGGCUUUACGCAGGCGGACGUGGGCUUGGCCUUGGGCACGCUGUAUGGAAACGUCUUUUCUCAGACCACUAUCUGCAGGUUUGAGGCGCUGCAGCUCAGCUUCAAGAACAUGUGCAAACUUAAGCCGCUCCUAAACAAGUGGCUGGAGGAGACAGACUCAAACACCGGCAGUCCCACCAAUUUGGACAAGAUUGCUGCGCAGGGCAGGAAACGAAAGAAGAGGACCUCCAUUGAAGUGGGGGUGAAAGGGGCGCUGGAGAAUCAUUUCUUAAAAUGCCCAAAGCCAUCUGCUCAUGAAAUCAGCACUUUAGCCGGCACUCUGCAUUUGGAAAAAGAGGUUGUCCGUGUUUGGUUUUGUAACAGAAGACAAAAAGAGAAAAGAAUGACACCAGUGGGGGUCCCGCACCCGAACAUGGAGGACGUAUAUUCCCAAGCAGAGACCCCUCCUCUACACCGCACACUACAGAGUCCUGUGCAAUGACUGUUUUCAUGAACAAUUUGAGCAAUUUCCUGCAGGAGGGGAAAAGAGAAAAGAGAAAGAUAAGGGACUUAAGGAGUUUACAGUAUUUAAGUUUGGCUUUUGUUUUCCAGAGAGAGAAAAAGAGACAUGGAAAAGUUGAACAGACGAGUUCUCGCCCUUAGUAUUUGGAGAUCGUCGUGUCCAACUAAUAGAUGACAGGAGGAGGGAAAAUGUAAGAAAAAGAAAAACACGAAAAAAAAAUCAAUUCUGUGCGCAUUUAAAGUGAAAACAAAGAUCUUUAUUUACCAAAAUGAUACAGAGGAGACAUGAGUAUAAAGUGAAUUUGAUAUCCCAUGGCUGUUUCAAAUGGGGGAGUAAUUAAAAGUGUCAACUGAGGCCAAUAUCUUCUCCCCUGGUGUAAAAUGAACUGAACCACAACAAAGUGGCUGCCUGAAAAUGAUCAACACUGGAGCUGAAAAGCCUUCAUACACUGAAUGAACAUUUUAUUUUUGCUUUUUCCUCAUGGGCGUGAACUGAUUAACCAGAUUUCUGAAUAUUGGUGUAUACUUUCUUUGUUAUAUUAAGUGUGAUUGUGUUUUUUGGUUUGGAAACAUCUUUUUAACAUCAGUGUCUCUCUUUUCUGCAGGCUGUCUAUUAUUUCUGUCCUUUGUUUUGUUUGUCGUUUUUUUGCUAAACAGAUGCUGAAACUCAGAGCAGCCUCUUUUGAAAUCUUUUCAUUUCUUCUUCUUCUCUGUUUACUCAGUGAAAGUUGGUGGUGGAUGAAAAGUGCACCAGAAAAAUCUCACACUUAACGCCAGACACAUUUCAAAUUCUUCUUCUUCUUUUUUUAUUUUUUUUAUUUUAUAAGUCCAGUGCAACAGGACGUGUUCGAUCUGACUGCAUGCCUUAAAAAUAUUUAAAGCUUUGCAGCUGAUAACGUUGUAAACAGCACCAGACGCUAAAAAGGGCAACAGGCAUUCCUUGUUUUCUUUUGAAAAGAAAAUCACUGUUUUUCUUUGCAUGGAGCACUUAUUCUUGUUUUUGUUUUUGUUAAUAUUAUUAUUGCAAUUUUUACACAAGUUAAUUAAAAAUAUGUGAGUGGAGCUGAUCUCACACAUGAUGAUAAAGCCCCAUGUUUACAGGUUUCUGGUUUUCACCACAUGCAGAGAGCGCGGUGUGUCCUGCAGCGCACUCUGCUUCAUCCCUCUCCUCCAACAACAUUUCAAGAGAGAGAGAGAUUGGUCAAAAAAAACAAAAAAGAAAGGAAAAAACGAAACGAAAAGUAAUAAUAACUCAGGUAACUUCAGUGCCCCAUGUCAGAAAAUCACGCCUGUACAUGAUUGAUUCUGUUCAUUUGUGUUCUUUUUUAUAUUUUUCCUUUUUCUAAAUGAUGUGUUUGAAUCUGGUCAGAGCCACACCGCUCUCCUUUGUCCCAUGUAGUCAUUGUAUUAUAGGAAAACGCUGGAUUCGGAGAUAAUAAGAAAAAUAAUAAUAAUAAUUCCUUGAGGGGAAGCGAUGAAGGGACUCCUUUAGAUAUAUUUAUUUUAAUUUUUUUAUCUGUCCUGAAAGGAAAUCUGAAAAUCUCAUGCGUGUCAUUUUCUCCUAAAGCCUAAAGCAGCAGUGCUCUUCACUACAGACGAGGGAUUCUUCUUUUUUUCCAAGAAAAAAAAAAUAGUGAUAAUAAUUUAAAAAAAAAUACAAACAAAAAAAAAAACGAACAAACACAGAUUUUAGAGAAAAUGUUGCCAGGAUUAUUUCCAAUGUGUAAAUAUGUCCAAUAUGUAAACUUGUAUUUGUUCUGAGAUCUCGUUUUGUUUUUGUUUCUUGUUUCUUUCCGGGCAGUUUUGUACACUUACUAAUUCCAAGAAGAUAUUUUAAUAUGAUUUCAUUUAUGAAUCUGACCAUUUAUAUAUAUAUAAAUAUUUAUUUCUUAAACGUGUUUGGAGCUUUUUUUUGUUGUUGUUUUUUUAUUUGUUCAGCACUGUUAAUAGUUAUGUUGCAGUGGAUUUCAGUCUGUUUUUUGUUUCCCUCUAUUGUUUACUACAUUGGUUGUAUGUUGAUUGCUAAAUGUAGACUGCGAAGUCACAUUUAUAUUUAUGUUAUAGUAAUAUUUUAUUACUUACAUAAAACAUAUAUACAAGAAA